GCUCAAUUUUCCUCCUCGCCGUCCUGCGCUUCCCCAAGAGUCAAUCGUCCAGGGAGCAUUCAUGCGGCGAGCCGUCCGAUCUGUGGCAAGACAACAGCCGUAGAUUGCACAAGGAAGGCUGGCAGCGUGUGUUUGAGGCGGCUAUCAUGACGGCUGGGACACGGCGACGACCCCAUAGCACCUCCUCCCUCGCGUGUGCACAAAACCCCGAGGUCGGAAAGGGGAGCAGGCCCAGGACCCUCUCCAGGACCCUCUCCAGGACCAGGGGCCACUACGAGACAUCGAAUCCGACCUCGCACAGGGGGGCCACGCGUGAUCUCGUCCCCUUCUCCCCCAAGCUGCAUCGCCCACCUCGCCUCUUCACCUCCCGGUCUCACCCUCCCGAGCCACCGACCCGGUCCAGAGCCCGCUCAAAGGCGCCUCGCCCGAGCCCACGGCCCCGGCCUUGCCCACACCCUCUCUGCCCAUCAUUGACCCGAGACUCCGCGGCCCGCGACACACGGUUCCGUUUGCCGAACCUGAGCCUCUUUUCCGAAGUCUGCCCAUCCCCAUCCUCCACUCGGGUUCCCCCCCUUGUCUCCAUCAGGAAUGAUGCACCCUGGCCUGCGCCACGGCAUCAGCAGCACCAGCCAGCAGCAAAAGUCGUCUCCAACCGCCACGCCCGACCAGCACCAUCAACAACACCACCAAACAGCAGCCGAGCCCCCACCUGUCUUGGGCCCGGACAGCGGCGACGAUGCCAACGUCUUGACUGGGGACGACCGCUCCGAUAAUGACCUCGACGACCAUCUCGAGCCCACUCGGAACGGCAAGCGGAAAAGGCCCAUUUCUGUCUCGUGUGAGCUCUGCAAGCAGAGAAAAACACCCAAGUAUCGAGCUGCAGCUGUCCAGCCUAUCAGGCGCACAACACGCCCCGUGCUGUGUGUGGCCGUGGUACAUGCUAUAAAUCGUAUCAAGAGAAUCCCUGAGGCCCUACCUCGGGGGUUGGCAGCAAUCACACUAUAGGCAUUCUGCACACUACGGCAUUGUUGCAUUUGCUAACACAAAGCCAACAAUCUAGGUGAAAUGUGACCGGGACCAACCAUCAUGCGGGUGGUGCACGCGCAAUGGCGCCAUCUGCGAAUACAAAGAGCGCAAGAAACCUGGGCUGCGAGCUGGCUAUGGACGAGAGCUGGAACAGCGUCUGGACAGGCUCGAGUCCAUCCUGCGAACUCAUCAGGAGAUUCUCCGGCCAUCCAUGGACGGGCCGGGUGUCUACGGAGCUGCGACCUUCCGUCAAGGGGCCAACGCAGCACAGAGCGUGCGCGACAGCAUCCAUAGUGACCAGGACACUUCCAUGGACAUCCUACCCCCGCUAUUCCCUCGCCCAGACAGCAUGCGCACGCCUCGGACAGAAACAGCUCUCUUUGUACAAAAGCCAUCCGCAUAUGCACCUGCACCGCCUGGGCAGUCUCAGAACCUGGAAUUUGCAAACCUGGGAGGCCACACCCCGACCCCGCACGAUGGAUUCCAGGCUCAGGCUGGGCCUGCAGGCAUCUCGCCGUCGGGAGUAUCACCAGGGCACAUGGGAGCGGCGGGCAUCUCGAGUGCGGCGGCCCAGGAGUACUAUGGCGCGGGCUCUACGGGGCCAUCAACGUCUGGAGGUGCAAUUCACUCGCCCAAUUCGACCAAGUCUCAGAGCCAGACCCAAAUAUCGUCAGACCAAGAGUUCCCGCCAUAUGACAUGCUCUACGCGCUCGCCGACCUGUACUUCAAGCACGUCAACACAUGGUGCCCGAUACUGAACCGCAAGAUAACGCUUGCGUCGCUGUUCGACUCGGCGUCCACGAUCGACGAGACGGACAAGAUCCUGCUACACGCCAUAGUUGCCACAACCCUCCGGUUUUCAACCGACUCUAGGCUGACGGAAGAGAGCCGGCGGCGGUAUCACGACGUGUCGAAAAAGAGAGUUCUCCUGUACGGCAUGGAGAACUCGUCGGUGAAGGCGCUGCAGGCACUGGUGAUACUUGCGCUGGAUCUCUGCGGCGACGGCAACGGGCCGCCCGGAUGGAACAUCAUGGCGCUCAUAACUCGAUCGGUGGUGCAGCUAGGACUUGCCGUGGAGAGCAACUCAUUUUCCGUAUCCCCAAACUACACUUCCAUAUACACCCUCAGGGCCAUGAUCCUCCCCGAGCCCAGAGACUUUAUCGAGGAGGAAUCGCGGCGCCGACUGUUCUGGAUGGUUUAUCUCCUCGACCGCUAUGCCACAAUCCCGACAGCCUUUGAGUUUGCGCUAGACGACAAGGAGAUCGACCGCAAGCUGCCGUGCCGCGACGACCUCUGGCUCAAGAACCAAAAGGUAGAAACGCGCUGGUUCCGGACUGAGCACCGCUACGACGAAUCGGCGCCACCAGACUACGAGGCAAACAAGCCCGAGAACCUCGGAGCCUUUAGCUACUACGUCGAGGUGCUCACGAUUCUGUCGCAGAUUCACAAGUUCCUGAAGCAGCCGGUCGACAUAUCCGCCGUCAGCGACGUGGAGGACUGGAAGCUGCGGUACAAGGAGCUGGACAGCACCUUGGCCAAGUGGAAGUUUGACCUCCCCGGCGAGUACAGCUCCAUGGCCAAGCUGUUCCAGCCAGGGGUUGCCAAGACGCUCAAUUGCGGGUGGGUAAUGCUUCACGCGACCUACCACACGGCUGCGAUCCGGCUGCAUUCGUCGGCAGCCUAUCCGACCACGCGCUCGCCCAUAUUCACGCCGUCCUACUCGGCCUCGCAGCGCUGCCACGACGCGGUCGAAAACAUCGCGGCGCUCGGCGACUUUGUGGUCACCAAUGGCCUGCUGCCGAAGCUCGGGCCGCCCUUCGCCUUCACCUUGUGGGUGGCCGCGCGACUCCUGCUGGUGCACGGGUCGACGGUGGAGCACAAGGUCAGCCCGCAGAUCGGCUUCUUCGUGGACGCGCUCCGUGAGAUGAGCCGGUACUGGCCCGUGGCGCGGCGGUACUGCGAGCUGCUGCAACGCGUGCUGGACGAGUACCACGACGCGGCCCGCCACGGCGACAGCGUCACGCCAAGCAGCGUCAAGAUCCUGGCCGACAUGCGCCGCACCGCCUUUGACCUUGAUUUCCUCAUCAGUCGCCAGCCGCAUCACAUGGCGCUGACGGCAACUGGCGGCAGUAGUGCCGCUUGUGCUGGCAGUAGCGGCGUCAGCGUAAAUGGCGCUGGCAGUCAUGGCCCCGGCGCCCCGGGACCUGGCGGCGCGCCGGUCUCGGGGCCGUACAGCCGCUACCCAAGCAUCACUCCGGCCAGGACGCCACAGCCCAAUGAGCUGGAGUACCUUGACGUUUUCGACUUCUUCAACUACCCCCGGCUGGCGGCGGGAGUCCCCGGCGACCAUCCUUCCGGAGUCCAGGGGAAUAUCGGCGGCGUGGGCGGUGCUGGUGGCAGGGAGAGCGGAGACGUGGCGGUCGGCGGCGGCAGUGGACCUGGGCCCAACGAGUUCAACAUCGAGGACUUUAUGGUGGACGCCAACCACGAUUGGCUGUACAAGCAGGAAGGAGGCGGGAAAUUCAUGAGCUGACGGGGCUGUGUUGAUGGAAUGUUGGGCAUUGUCAUUGGAGGGGUUAGGUGUUUGUUUAUUUCCUUUGUGGACAUGUGCAUGGAUGGGUAUUUGUGCACGUUGCUGGCACAGUAGCAUGGAGGAAACCAGGGAACAUUAAUGAUACCUAUUGCGGCUUACGCCAAGGAGCAGCCCUGCCAUUGUCGUCGCCGUAAAGGAAGGCCCG
Messenger RNA from Gaeumannomyces tritici R3-111a-1, 3764 nucleotides. Its product is annotated as C6 transcription factor. The transcript is spliced from 3 exons. The coding region runs from base 1238 to 3559 and encodes 773 amino acids. Gene Ontology annotation, cellular component: nucleus. Gene Ontology annotation, biological process: DNA-templated transcription. Gene Ontology annotation, molecular function: DNA binding; zinc ion binding. The record is from RefSeq and is a predicted model, not a curated record. Lineage: Eukaryota; Fungi; Ascomycota; Sordariomycetes; Magnaporthales; Magnaporthaceae.